Neocloeon triangulifer is the source of this 1322-nucleotide messenger RNA. It is a transcript of the gene mRpS31, whose product is annotated as small ribosomal subunit protein mS31. Gene Ontology annotation, molecular function: structural constituent of ribosome. Lineage: Eukaryota; Metazoa; Arthropoda; Insecta; Ephemeroptera; Baetidae. Bases 80 to 1255 code for a protein of 391 amino acids. Gene Ontology annotation, cellular component: mitochondrial small ribosomal subunit. The record is from RefSeq and is a predicted model, not a curated record. The transcript has 8 exons.
CGCGCGUCUACCAUCAGUAACACACGCCCCCUUUAUACUUUUGCCACUUUUGCUUCGCAGGAAAACGUGUUCUAUAAAAAUGCAAGCACUUGCGCCUUCAAAAGUAGGCAUGAGCCAUCUGAAAAAGUUUUGGAUUUUGAUAAGGACUCAGCCAGGUAGAUUUUUGAGUAGUUCAUCUUCGGAUUCUUCGGACAGUAGCUCAUCUGAUUCGGACGAUGAAAAGUCUCAACCAAAAAUUAAGAAGGAUGACAAGAAAUUGGAAAGUCGUGAUGAGCCUCAACCUUCUGUUAAGUCAGCAGAUCCCGUGAAAGCUAGCCUGAAACUGAAUGAGCUUCUGCAAGCCAUUAUCAAAGAUGAUCUGGCUUUGAAAGCUGAGGCCUUAAAACUGUCCACUGCUACAAGCAAAAAAGGAGUGUUUAAGAAGAUAACCUCUUCUGCUGAAUAUAAUCUAGGAAAAGAUAUGGCUGAUGCUAUUGAUGGAGUUGCAAGCAUAUCUAAAGGCAAUAAAGAGCAAGUCAAAGCAGAUUUGGUGGACAAAGUUGCGUCUAUGAAAGCGCCUGUCAUCGAGCAUGUGAUGGAAGAGCCGCUUAAAGAAAAGGAGGUUCCUCCAAGUGAACCAAUUAAUUUGAGUGAACUGCUGGGGGGAAUGAAAGUGGAAAAAGUGGCAACAACAUCUAAAGGAAAGUACGAACCACAUUCAAGGUCUAGUAGAGUUAAAGCUCUGAUAGAUAAUGCCUCAUAUGAUGAAAAGCAAAGCGGCUUCAUCCGAAGAAGGCCGCAGAGACAAUUCAAUAGGGAUGAAUUGGGCCCUAGCGCUGGUCUAUCAGAAAGUGUCCCUUUGGGAAUUUUCACAGAAAGUGCACAGACGUUGUCCGACGCAAAGCCACUGCUUUCCGUUUGGGAUAAAAUGAGUCAACGGGAAUUGCGACUGGCAGUCACUUAUCCACCAUCAAAUAUUUACGAAGAAAUGAUUUUGUGGACAAACCAAGGCAAAUUAUGGAAAUUCCCAAUUGAUAACGAACAAGGCUGGGAAGAGGAGCAGAGUGUUCCAUUUUCCGAGCAUAUUUUUCUCGAGAAGCACUUGCAAGACUGGUGCCCAAAAAAGGGUCCCGUACGCCACUUUAUGGAAUUGGUUUGCAUCGGAUUGUCGAAAAACCCUCACUUCACUGUCGAGGAGAAGAAAGCCCACAUCGAAGGGUACAGAGAGUACUUUGUAAGCAAAACUGAUACUCUGAAAGAACUCGGAGCAAUGUAAAGCAUUUUAUUUUAACUAUAUUCAAAUAAACAAGAAAGUGCUGUAGCAUAUAAAAAUUGUGACUUAA